AUGCCUGAGCCUGUCAAGGCCUCCAAGGAGGAGGAGGUACCUGUCACCAAGGCAGCUGAAGCUAUCCCUGUCAAGCCACCAAGCGAGAGGGAACAGCUUCUUGCACUUCUCCGACACAACUUCAUGCUGAUCGAGCGCAGUGUCUCGCACAUUGAACAGCGUUUCACUGCUCGUGUUCUACGAACACUCCCUUACGUCAGGAGAAAGGUCAACACCUACCCCGAAGUGCUGGCCCUUGCCGUGCAGGAGGGCAUCCUUGCAAAUGGUCAGGAUGAAGCCACUCAGAAGCAUCUCUUGACCUUGUUGCCACAGCCUUACAAGCCCGAGCCUUCCUCCGCUAAGAACGCUAGCACAACCGCCGCUGCUUCUUCGGAUGCCAUGGACGAAGACAGCGCCGAGCCCAAGGCUGAAGGCGAGAAGGAUUCCAAGACUGCCGCUGCCACCACUCCUGCCGCCGCAGCGCCCACAUCGAAGCUCGCUCAGAGGCAGCCUGAAGCUCAGCCAGAGCUUGUCGCUUACUUGCGCCUUCUCACGCUUGUCCACCUCAUCGACAACAAGAAGCUCGACGCUGCUUCUGACGAGGCUGUUGCUUCCAUCUCCACCAUCACCACUCACAACCGAAGGACACUCGACCACCUUGCUGCCAAGACCAUCUUCUACUUAGGCAGGGCUGAGGAGCUCAAAGCAGAGCAAGCCAAAGCCAAGGGUGCCCGUGUCGAGGGCGGUCUCACUGCGAUUCGCAGUCAAUUGCUUGGCCUUCAGCGCACAGCAUCCCUCCGACAUGACACCGAGACGGAAGCGACUAUCAUCAACUUGCUGUUGCGAUCGUACAUCGUUGAAGCCAACUUGUAUGAUCAGGCUGACAAACUUGUUGCUCGUGCUCCUUUCCCGCGAUCCAGCGCCAGCAACCCUCAAGUGGCCAGGUACGACUACUAUGUCGGACGUAUCCGUGCUGUUCAGCUCGACUACACUCAGGCACACGUGCAUCUUCAGCAGGCUAUUCGACGUGCACCACAAGCCUCGCUGCCGCAGGAGACCGGAGCUGGAAGUGACGGUGCAGCAGCUAGCACCACUGCCGCCACUGGUGCAACUGCUACUUCUGCUUUCAAGGCCGAAAGCAAGGAGGCUGCUGCCAAGAAAGAGUCCAACCCUGUCGGACAGUCGCAGACCGCAGCUGGCUUCUUGCAAACUGCGUACAAAUUCCUCGUUGUCGUCGAGUUGUUGAUGGGUGAGAUCCCCGAGCGAUCUAUCUUUCGCACCCCUGUCCUGCGCAAAGCCCUCGCACCAUACAUGGAGAUCGUCCAAGCCGUCCGUGUUGGUGACCUGCAACGAUUCCAAUCUACCCUGCAAAAGCACACGUCCCUCUUUCAAACCGACAAGACCUUCUCCCUCAUCGUCCGACUUAGACACAACGUCAUCAAGACGGGUAUUCGCAUGAUCUCACUCUCCUACUCGCGCAUUUCUCUUGCCGACAUCACGCACAAGCUCCACCUCGAAUCGGAAGAAGACGCGGAAUACAUUGUCGCCAAAGCCAUCCGUGACAACGUGGUCGACUCAAGAGACACAAGGGUAGACCACGAAAAGGCAGAGGUGGUCAACCGAGAGACGAAGGAUCUGUACGAAACGGACGAGCCGAUGCAACAGUUCCAACAGAGGAUUCAUUUCUGUUUGCAAUUGCACAAUGAGAGUGUCAAAGCCAUGAGGUAUCCUUUGAACGGUCACAAGGCGGAGCUGAAUAGUGUAGCGGAGGCUCAUGAGAGGGAGAGAGAGUUGGCCGCCGAGAUUGCUGAUGGUGAUAUGGAUGACGAUGAUGACGAUUGGGCUUAG
Messenger RNA from Ustilago hordei, 1827 nucleotides. RefSeq names its product putative 26S proteasome non-ATPase regulatory subunit p58. Gene Ontology annotation, cellular component: proteasome complex; proteasome regulatory particle, lid subcomplex. Gene Ontology annotation, molecular function: enzyme regulator activity. Gene Ontology annotation, biological process: regulation of protein catabolic process; ubiquitin-dependent protein catabolic process. The transcript has a single exon. Bases 1 to 1827 code for a protein of 608 amino acids. Lineage: Eukaryota; Fungi; Basidiomycota; Ustilaginomycetes; Ustilaginales; Ustilaginaceae. The record is from RefSeq and is a predicted model, not a curated record.